CCUGGACUUAACCUUUCAUGGGGCCCUUUUCCUUUCACCCUUUACCUAAAACCUUGUGGCCAUGAGUUCCGCAGGCUAGGGUUGUGCAAAGAAAGCCCCUUUCUUUUGUCUGGUCCCAGAUCUCCUCCUGAUCGGUUCCGUUGGAGGUGACCUCCCCAUAUCUCCUGUCUCUGCCCCCAAAAUUUAAAAGAAAAACACCAACUUUGAUCGCAUGGUGCGCUAAGCCAGAGACCCUUGACUUCCAGGCCAUUGAUCCCAGAUCUGUGGCUUUCUCUGAAGCUGGCAGGGGCAGAACCACCCGGAAAGGGCAUUGAGCCAUGAAACCGUUUUGAAAAUUGACGUUUAUUUUGCCCUCCGCUCGUUCCUAGAAUUCCUCUGGGGAGGAGGUGAGUUUUGAGGUUCUUAUCAGGCUGGCGCAGCCCGCACACUCCCAGUGUGCCUGCGCCUCGUUCGAAACCAGGCAUUUGGGUGCCCCCUAACAGGCCUCUCUGUGGGGUGAGACGAGGGGAGAGACAGAGAGAGAGAGAAAAGGCCCCGUGUGGUUUCUGCCUGCUGCGGAAAACGCUCUUUGCUCCGGGUUCAGGAACAGAGGAACGUACUUUGCUCAGCCUGCAACAGGAGGAAUGGAUUUCGGUUUCGGCAGGUUGGUUUCGGCGGUGGGCACUCGGGUGGCGCAGGGUCCGUCCAUCCGCGGGACGGAGAGCUUUGGGUGGGAUUUGACGGGAAGGCAGAGCUGCCUCUGGGAGGGUCAAGAGGGCAGCUGGUCUGACGAAAGCUCAAUUAAAAAACACAUUAAUUAAAAAAGGGGUCUUGCAAGCAGGUUGUGCCCAGCCCUCCUGGAGAGAGCUUUGGGUGUGGGGCUCAGAGAGGCCAAGGCCCACUUGCGAACACCUCCCCAGGCAUGUUAGAGGAUGGAAAGCACCCAAGGUUGCAGGUUUGAUCCCCGUAUGAGGGAGAGUGGGCCAGCCGUGGCUGAAAAAGCUUUAGGUAAAAAGCAGGUGACCCCUGCUUUAGGUAAAGGUAAAGGGACCCCUGACCAUUAGGUCCAGUCGUGACCGACUCUGGGGUUAUGGUGCUCAUCUCGCUUUAUUGGCCGAGGGAGCCGGCGUACAGCUUCCGGGUCAUGUGGCCAGCAGGACUAAGCCGCUUCUGGCAAACCAGGGCAGUGCACGGAAACGCCGUUUACCUUCCUGCCAGAGCGGGACCUAUUUAUCUACUUGCACUGGUGUGCUUUUGAACUGCUAGGUUGGCAGGAGCAGGGACCGAGCAGAUUCAAACUGCCGACCUUCUGAUCAGCAAGUCCUAGGCUCUGUGGUUUAACCCACAGUGCCACCCGCGUCCCCGACCCCUGCUUUAAAGGUUUCCAAUUCACCAUUUCAGUCCCUCCUGCCAAUCAGAGAGGUGCCAUGCCAACUCAGGAAUUCCUGACCUCACCCCGAACCUGUCCGUCUCUUUCCACUUCAGCCAAAUUCUUUUAAGGUGUGCUCAUUCCAUCAGCGGUUUGCCCCUCCCCGAACUUUGCCCACCCCACGGAUCUUAUCUCAAGCCGAGAAGUCAAAAGUCCUUCUCGGGGCGGCAGCAGCAGGGCGUUGUGAGGCUGUGGAAUGCCAGCCUCGCAGGUGACACCGCUGUCAAAAUCCACCCUGCCGAACUGACCGCGGUCCGGGAUUUGGAGAGCUCUGUCAGGGCCAGGAAUAAGGAUUUGGAGCACGUGCGCGAGAGGCUUGGGAUACAGAAUGGUAGAGUUGCGAGGGACCCCCAGAGGUAUCCAUCCCAACCCUCUUGCAGUGCAGGAACGGCCACCCGACCUCUGCUUAAAAACCUCCAAGGAAGGAGAGCCCGCUACCUUCCAUCCGUCGCACGGUCAAGCGGCUCUCAGUGCCAGAAGGUUUUUCCUGAUGUUGAGCCGGGAUCUCCUGUCUUGGAACUUGAAGCCACUAAUAAUAAUAAUAAUAAUAAUAAUAAUAAUAAUAAUAAUAUAUUAUUUAUACCCCGCCCAUCUGGCUGGGCUUCCCCAGCCAUCCUGGGCGGCUUUAAACAAAAUAUUAAAAUACAUUUUAGGGUUGGAAUGCAGCCUAGAAUAGCAUUCGCCUUUUGGGCCGCUGGUGGUGCUGUGGGUUAAACCACAGAGCCUAGGACUUGCUGAUCAGAAGGUCGGCGGUUCGAAUCCCCGCAAUGACGGGGUGAGCUCCCGUUGCUCGGUCCCUGCUCCUGCCCCCCUAGCAGUUCGAAAGCAUGUCAAAGUGCAAGUAGAUAAAUAGGUACCGCUCCGGCGGGAAGGUAAACGGCGUUUCCGUGCGCUGCUCUGGUUCGCCAGAAGCGGCUUAGUCCUGCUGGCCACGUGACCCGGAAGCUGUACACCGGCUCCCUCGGCCAGUAAAGCAAGAUGAGCACCGCAACCUCAGAGUCGGCCACGACUGGACCUAAUGGUCGGGGGUCCCUUUACCUUUAAAUACCAGCAAGUUGGCAUUCUCUACCACCAGACAGAGAAACCCUGGAAGUGCAAAUUAAUUCAGACACACAGUGAGAGGAGAAGGAAACAAGGGCUGCCUUGUUCUCCCCGGUGGGGGAAAACAGUGGUUCGCAGUAGGUAACUCUACCGCGUGGUUUAAUUCUCAGAUCUCCCUUCCUGGACAUGUUUCAGGCCCUGCUGGGCCCAGGUGGAUGAAAGGAGCGAAGAUGUCCUCCCUGGCAGGUGCCUCUGCCACCGAAAUACCACCCUCCCCGAUUGCCAAGUGACGAUUUAAGCUCCUGAAUCUUCUCCCCUUCCACUGCCUGAAUGUUUUGCGUUGUCUGCGAGCUGGGCGCCAGUUUCCUCGGCCCCUGGGGUCAAUGUCUGCGGCCCUUUACAGCUUGCGAAACUCCCAUUUAUGACCUGCAGCUUUCUGUUAAUUCUCUCUUCUGCAAAACCAGAUAGGCAGGGAGUGAGUCCACUAAGGAGGUGGUUUAUGGCUCUGCGAACAAAACUAUGAGCGACCCAACCACCUUCGUCUCGUCUCCCUGGCAUUGUUGUUGUUGUUUAGUGUCCGCCUCUUUGUGACCCCCUGGACCAGAGCACGCCAGGCCCUCCUGUCUUCCACUGCCUCCCACAGUUUGGUCAAACUCAUGCUGGUAGCUUCGAGAACACUGUCCCACCAUCUCGUCCUCUGUCAUCCCCUUCUCCUUGUGCCCUCCAUCUUUCCCAACAUCAGGGUCUUUGAAUCUAUUAUUUCUGCCCUGCCCAUCUGGCUGGGUUUCCCCAGCCACUCUGGGCGGCUUCCAACAGGAUAUUAAAAACACAACAAAACAUCAAAUAUUAAAAACUUCCCUAAACAGGGCUGCCUUCAGAUGUCUUCUAAACAUCAGAGAGUUGUUUAUCUCCUUGACAUCUGAUGAGGGGCGUUUCACAGGGCGGGUGCCACCACCGAGAAGGCCCUCUGCCUGGUUCCCUGUAACCUCGCUUCCUGCACGGAGGGAACCACCAGAAGGCCCUUGGGAGAGGGACCCCGGUGUCCGGGGUGGAUGAUGGGGGUGGAGACGCUCCUUCAGGGAUACUGAAUGUCAAACAGUGACAAAUACUGGGUGACAAACAGCAAUGCAGAACCCGGUUGUUGUUGUUUACUCAUUUCCGACUCUUCGUGACCCCAUGGACCAAAGCACGCCAACAUCAGGGUCUUUUCCAGGGAGUCUUCUCCUGAGGUGGCCAAAGUCUUGGAGCCUCAGCUUCAGGAUCUGUCCUUCCAGUGAGCACUCAGGGCUGAUUUCCUUCAGAAUGGAGAGGUUUGUUCUUCUUGCAGUCCAUGGGACUCUCAAGAGUCUCCUCCAGCACCAGAAUUCAAAAACAUCCAUUCUUCGGCGUCCUGAGUGAUAAAUUCUCCUUUCUCCCAGCAGAGGGCAAUCGGUGCUUUGCUAUUCCAUUAGGGUGGCCUCUAAUAUAAGGCAGGUCUGCCUUAGAAUAAUAGAAGCAGAGAAUUGCAGAGUCUGAAGGGACCGUGGGCGUAGACAGGUUUUUUUCUUGUGGGGAGGGGCUCCAAAAAGUUGUUGUGACUCCCCCCCCCAAAAAAAAACCUUGGGAAGCAUCGUUCGUUAAGGGUUCCUAGAGUUAGGAAAUCCUGGUUCCCCUUGCAGAACAACAAGAGUUGAUUUGAUUGCUAAACCACUCUGGAAAUCAUAUCUCUGCCUGGAACCCUGGAAUAAUAAUCAUAUUUUAAUAUUUAUACCCUGCCCACCCGGCUGGGUCUCCCCAGCCACUCUGGGCGGCUCCCAACAGAAUAUUAAAAAUGUGAUCAAACAUUAAAAGCUUCCCUAAACAGGUCUGCUUUCAGAUAUCUUCUAAAAAUCAGGUAGUUGUUUAUUUCCCUGAUAUCUGAUGGGAGAGCGUUCCACAGGGCGGGCGCCACCACCGAGAAGGCCCUCUGCCUGGUUCCCUGUAGCUUUACUUCUCGCAAUGAGGGAACCGCCAGAAGGCCCUCGGGAGAGGGACCCCGGUGUCCAGGGUGGAGACGCUCCUUCAGGGAUACUGGGCCAUUUAGGGUUUUCAAGGUCAGCACCAACCCUUUGAAUUGUGCUUGGAAACAUCCUGGGAGCCAAUGUAGGUCUUUCAAGACGGGUGUUAUGUGGUCUCAGUAGCCACUCCCAGUCCCCAGUCUGGCUGCCACAUUCUCGAUUAGUUGUAGUUUCUGGGUCACCUUCCAAGGUAGCAGCCAGCCAGAGUGGACAAUAAUGGGCUAUAUCAGCAGCCAGUCUAACCCAGCAGAAGGCAGCUUACUAUGUACUGAAUGUAUGAAUAAAGGUAAAGGUAAAGGGACCCCUGACUAUUAGAUCCAGUCGUGGCCGACUCUGGGGUUGCAGCGCUCAUCUCUCUUUACUGGCCGAGGGAGCCGGCGUACAGCUUCUGGGUCAUGUGGCCAGCAGGACUAAGCCGUUUCUGGUGAACCAGAGCAGCGCACGAAAACGCUGUUUACCUUCCCGCCAGAGCGGUACCUACUUAUCUACUUGCACUGGUGUGCUUUUGAACUGCUAGGUUGGCAAGAGCAGGGACCGAGCAAUGGGAGCUCACCCCGUGAUGGGGAUUCAAACCGCUGACCUUCUGAUCGGCAAGUCCUAGGCUCUGUGGUUUAACCCACAGCGCCACCCGCAUCAUAUAAUUUCUCCCCCUCUUGCUUCCCAGGGACCACAAAGCCCUGUUCCUGAUGUGAAGGCUGCGCAACGCCACUGGAACACCCAACCUGUGAAUAACAUCUACAGAACAUCUUCCCACCUCCUAAGAGAAAGUCUCUGAGGAACCCACUUUCAAAAACGAGAAAUGUACAUCCGUAGGCUUGUCUUCACCUCAUCUCCAAGCACAGACCCCGAAGACGAAAAACCAAGCAGCCCCCGGUCCGGUUCACGAGGGGAGCUGAAGUUUGAAGAGGCGACGGGCGAUGAGUAUUUUGACUUGGGUCACCACCGCGAGGAGAGGGCUGGGAAUGGGUGGGGAACGGCCGAGCCCCCCGAAAAUGGGUCAAAGUCCAUCAAUGGGAGGAAGGACCUUUGGAAUUCACCACCGGACAGAGAGUCCAAGCUGGAGGUGGUCAAAUCCGGCUCGCUCUACGACAUCCGGGCCUACAAAGGCGAGACGAAGCCUUCGAGGCUUUACGACGAGGACGAAGAGGAGCUGAGGUACAGGAUCCGUCCCGAGGAGGCCUCGCCGGAGAAAGCCGAGGAGCUGGCGGAGGAACGGCGGGAGAUCAUCCGCAGCCAAGUGGUUAGGAAGAGCACCACCAUGGCUGAAAAGUGGAGCUCCACAGAGGAGCUGGAGGCCAUCAACGCUGGCCGAGAAGCCGCCCCGGGGACGAGGAGCUAUUCCACCGGCUUCGCGGUCUGUUUCGACAACCCCUCUUCACGCUGGGAGAACAGCCCCGUCGACCCUCAAAACAUAGACACGGAGAAGAUCAACUUUGCCAUGGCUCGGCAACAGUUUUUGGAAUUGGAGAAGGCCAACCCCAAGAUGCUUCUGGGGCCGAGGAAACCGGCGCCGAGCUCGCGGACAACGCAAAACGUUCAGGGGACGGAAGGGGAGAAGAUCCCUGAUGUCUACGGCCAGAGAAGAAUUGGUUGGUCUACUGAGCGGGCAGAUAGCCACGUUCUCCAAAGAACAGAACCCGCAUCUCCCAAGCAAGCCCCUAUUUGUCAAAACUCGACUGGAGGCGGCUGGGAUUACGGUCUGGAAGAAAUGACCCAGAACUCAAGCGUUGUGGCACCUGAUGGAAGAAGAGUCUACAUCAAAGAGGAGGCGGGAGGACCUGUGGACUGGGAGACCGGUGGCCAAGGCCUUUCCGAAGGAGAUCUGGGGUCCUCGGACGAGACACCCAUCGAGCGGGAAAUCCGUCUGUCGAUGGAAAGGGAGGACGCCCACCGCAAAGAGAGAGGGAUCCAGCGGGUCAACAGCCGGGACGAGCUGGUGGAAAUCCAAACCAAGCCUCUGUUGCUGUCGGCCGACACGCCGCCGGUUUCCUCCCGGAAAGGAAAAGAGAAACACACGGUUUCCUUCUUCGUGCAGAGGGAAAUUGAGCAGGAAACCAGGCGCGAGGAGGACCUGCAGAAGGAAGGCAGGCUGCUGUCCGGGACGUACGACAAGGGGGUCUGCCGGGAGUUAUCGGAACGCCGGAAGGUGUUCGAAAGGGACGAGGCGGCCCCCAUGACGGCAAGGAUGCCGGGGGAGCCAGAGGAGGCCCAGAACGGCGAGCCCAGGGAAAGGACGGCUGGCCAGGAGGUGAAGUGGAGCUCAGAGGCCUACCAGCCUUCUUUGGCCAGCGGAAGAAAGCAAAGGGGUGACUUGCACCCUUUCGUCCGGAACGACACCAGCCAGCGGGUGGAUUCCUCUGUCUCUCGGGUACCGGAAGACUUGGGAGAGGAGCCUGCGGUUUUGCGGGAAGGACAUUUCGCCAUCCCGGUGAGGAAACUCAAGUUCUCGUCUGCCGGCGACCGGGAACCCCCGACCUCCCGGGGGAAAGAGGGCAGGCUGGAGGGGUCCGCUCCCCGGGAGGAGCUGUACACCGUGAAGACGCGGAGACCACGGAUGUCGGCCCUGAUUGACCAGGAGAUCCAGGACGCUUUGCAAAGGGAAGUGGAGCUUCAGGAGCAGCGGAGGAGAACUGGGACGGCGGUGGGACCCUCUCGGACGUCGUCGCAGAGCUCGGGUGAGAGGGGCAGGGCGGGGGGGUCGAUGACAGCUGGUUCACGUGCCAUGGCGAAUCGCAUCAUCGCAGCCGUCAUUGCAUUCACACAAUGCCUUUCCGUAGCUAGAACCCCGCUCCAGGCGGCUGGGAGCAUGGAAAGGUUUGCAGAAUUGCAACCGUAAGGAAAGGCGGUCACAAGUUACUUAUCUAGUUACUUAUCUCCUUGACUUGGGGGUUCCAUAAUUCCACCCCCUCCAACGUUUCUCCCCUGAAAAUAGGGACGUCCUAUUCCACCCCCUCUAAUGUUUCUCCUCUGAAAAUAGGGACCUCCUAUUCCAUCCCCUCCAACGUUUCUCUUGUGAAAAUAGGGACGUCCUAUUCCAUCCCCUCCAACAUUUCUCAGAUGAAAAUAGGGACGUCUUAUUCAGUAAUAAUAAUAACCCAUCUGACUGAGUUGUCAACUAAUUAAUAAUAAUAAUAAUUUAUUAUACCCCACCCAUCUGGGCAGGUCUCCCAAGCCACUCUGGGCGCCUCCCAACAGAAUAUUAAAAACACGACAAAACAUCAAACGUUAAAAGCUUCCCUAAACAGGACUGCCUUCAGAUGUCUUCUAAAAAUCAGGUAGUUGUUUAUUUCCCUGACAUCUGAUGGGAGAGCGUUCCACAGGGUGGGCGCCACCACCGAGAAGGCCCUCUGCCUGGUUCCCUGUAACCUCGCUUCUCGCAGGGAGGGAACCGCCAGAUGGCCCUCGGGAGAUGGACCCCGGUGUCCAGGAUGGACGAUGGGGGUGGAGAGGCUUCUUCAGGUAUACAAUAGAACAUUAAACAUUACAAACUUCCCUAUACAGGGCUGCUUUCAGAUGUCUUCUAAAGGUUGCAUAGCUACUCAUCUCCUUGACAUCUGAUGGGCAGGCAUUGCACAGGGCGGGCGCCACCACCGAGAAGGCCCUGAGAUAUCCCUGCGCUUGGUUUCUUUCUUUUUAAAUUUAACUCUCUCUUCUGAUUCCCUCCACCAGCUGCUUCAGGAAUUGCCGACAGCUACUGCGUAUCGGCCGUGGCUGCUCCCGAUUCCCCUGCGAGGUUGUCUCCCUUGCUGUCCCCGCGUCAAGCCUAUGUCGGGAAACCAUCCUCGGAACCGGACUGGAGAGCGCAGCGUCCGUCGGCGGAAGAGGAGAAGACGAAGAGGCACAGGGAGGGAGGAACGGUAGGGACUUGCCAGCAACCGCUGCAACAGGGUGUUGGGGACGGAGGUUGCUGCCUUAGGUAGGAGAAUCAUAGAGUUGGAAGGGACCCUCUAUUGUAAUAUUUAGUAUUUUGAUGUUUUGUUGGAAGCUGCCCAGAGUGGCUGGGGAAACCCAGCCAGAAGGGCGGGGUACAUAGCUAUCAACCGUCCCUUAUUUGGCGGGAAAAUCCCUUAUCCCAGUGCCGUGUCCCGCUGCUGUCCCUUCUGGAUGAUGUCCCUUAAAUUUCCCGGGUUUCAAAGGAAGCAGCUCCUCUCCCUCCCUCCCUGCCGGCCAGGGAGGAGGGAGGCUCCAACUGUGUUGCUUGGCUGCGUUGCUCACCCAAUAAGGAGUCUGAGAACGACUGGGGGGUGGAGCGUGCAUGCCUUGUGCCGAUCAAAUCGGCCGCGUUGCCUGGGGACUCGCCUUUGCUCAGCGCUUCCCAGCGGAGAGGUGACGGUGGUUUCCCUUGCUGCGUCCCCCUUGCCGGGUUGCUGCGCUGUGGGAACCACCGCUUGAGGCUUCGUUUGGCUGCUGGCUGGGCUUUCUGCCUUUGGCUUGGAGGGGCUCAGAAGUUGAACAUACCUGUGCUCUGAAAAUCCCUUAUUUUGGCUGCUGAUCCCUUAUUUCCGAGGCUGCUGGUCCCUUAUUUUCAAAUCUGUAAGUUGACAGCUAUGGUGGGGUAUAAAUAUAUCAUCACCAUCAUCAUCAUCUUUAUUAUUAUUAUUUAGUCCAACCCCUCUGCAACACAGGAAUGAAUAAGCAGCUGUCCCUUACGGGGAUCAAACCUGCAACCUUGCCGUUAUCAGCACCACGCUCUAACCAACGGAAGGGAAAGUGUCCGCUUUGCAUGCAGAAAUUCCCCGGUUUUGAUCGCUGGCAUCUCCAGGGGGAAGCAACCCCAGUUUAAUAAUAAUAAUAAUAAUAAUAAUAAUAAUAAUAAUAAUAAUUUAUUUAUAUCCCGCCCUCCCCAGCCGAAGCCGGGCUGAGAGCAGACAUCCCCAAACACAGCCCUCCAGAUGUUUUGGGACUACAAUUCCCAUCAUCCCUGACCACUGGUCCUGCUAGCUGAUGGGAGUCGUAGUCCCAAAACAUCUGGAGGGCCGAUUCAGGGGAUGCCUAGAGUGCCACUUCUGCCCGUCAGUGCAGGCGGCGCUGAACUAGAUGGAGCCCUGGCCCAGGCAGCUUCUGAUUAAAAUCUGGCCUUUGUUUAGAAUCAAGAGGGCUAGAAUCUUGCAUUAUCCUUCGGGGAAAUGAAUAGCAGAGCAUCUGCGCAGGUGGCCGCCUGGUUCGAUCCGCCCGGUGUCUCCAGUCGGAGAUGGAAAAGUCUGAAUUGGGGCGGACACCGAGCUGAGAGCUGUGACUCUGGAGGGUGUACAGUCAGCCGUUCCUACUGCAGCAGGAAACACCCCCCCAUCAUUCAGUUUGUACAAACUUCACACACACUCACACACUACAUAGGCUACGCUUCUGCUAUAAAUUCAUAGAAAAUCAACCAUACAUUGGAUCUGCACCGUUCCACUUUUAUUUUACUCCAUGAAGGAAGGACUACAAAAUGGGGAAGGUUUGAUACAGGGCAGCCACAAUCCCUUCUGCAUACCAGCACAUCCACAGGAGCCCUGCCCAGUUGCUAUGCCAACCCUGAUGGUCCCAGACAGAAGACCAUCAAGGUCACAAAGGACUUGCAUAUGGAAGUGGAUUCAGCAUGGACUGGAACAAAGGACAAUGAUCAGAUCUUCCCUCUGGGGGCAGGAAACUGCAAACUCCCCUCUGUCACCUGGAAAGUACUCAUGGGGAGGGGGAAAGGGGGAACCAGCCAGGUGACAGGACACUCAGGUUACCACCACAACUCCUCCCUCAACCCCUCCUUUCUGUGAUGUAUGUAUGAUGUUUCUGGGGGUGGUCUUGAUCUACAGGGUGGCAAUUUCAAAAGUUUUUAUAAGGCCUUGCAUGCCAUUUUUCUAGGUCCCUCCUCUCUCCUGCAAGUGAGGGGAACAUCCUGUUGCAACAGUUCAAUAAAGGCCAAGCCUACAGGCUGCUGUUUUGCUCCAAGUUAUCCUGGUUGGUGUCUUUGUUUUUGUCCAAGGGAGCCCUCGGAUUUUUCCGUUAACACUACGGAAUAUCCCCUCCCUGCCAGAUUUCCUGUUCUCUUAUUUUCCUCCUCUUUCCCUCCCCCAGUAUGCUGGCAUCGAUCUGCACGACGAAAUCGACUCCGAGGUAAGACCGCGCCCUUGCCCUGUGGGGAGAAAGCCUUACACUGUCUUACUCAGAAGUAAGCCCCUCUGUAUUCAAUGGUCCAGACUGUGCAGCCUUGCACUCCAAUCCUAGGUGGUUCUUUUUUACUCAGAAGGAAGUCCCACUGAGUUCAAUAGGAUUUACGCUCUGGUGCGCUCCCGAUCAUUCUCACAGUCCCUAUUACAGUGGGGCCUUGGUUGUCGAACAUAAUCCAUUCCAGAAGACCGUUUGACUUCUGAAACGUCCGACAACCGAGGCACAAAGGGUGGUCUCCAAAGCCAACGGAGAAAAUUGAAAAACGCACAGUGGAAACUGUUCGGCUUCCAAGGCGCAUUUGAAAACGGAAGCAAUUCUUUCCGGGUUUUGGGCAUCUGGAAACUGAAAUGUUCAGCUUCCGAGACGCUGGAAAACCAAGGUAAAAAGGUAAAGGGACCCCUGACCAUUAGGUCCAGUCAUGACUGACUCUGGGGUUGCGGCGCUCAUCUCGCUUUACUGGCCGGCGUCCAGCUUCCGGGUCAUGUGGCCAGCAGGACUAAGCCGCUUCUGGCGAACCAGAGCAGCGCACGGAAACACCGUUUACCUUCCCGCCGGAGCGGUACCUAUUGAUCUACUUGCACUUUGACGUGCUUUCCAACUGCUAGGUUGGCAGGAGCAGGGACCGAGCCAUGGGAGCUCACCCCAUUGCGGGGAUUCGAACCGCCGACCUUCUGAUCGGCAAGUCCUAGGCUUUGUGGUUUAACCCACAGCGCCACCCGCAUCCCUUCUUCUUCUUCUUCUUCUUCUUCUUCUUCUUAUAUCCCACCUUUUCCCCUGGCAGGGACUCAAGGUAGCCUACACCUAAAUUUUAUUUCACCACAGUCACACGACCCCCGGGAGCUCGUCUGCCAGGCAAGGCGGCCCCUGCUGGCUGCAAAAGAACCCUUGUUCUCUUAACUGAGCCGCCAAUUCCUUUUGCAGGUUGUGAAAUCCACCAAAGUCGUCUGCCAGAGGGGACUCCUGGCUCAGCUUUGGGAGACGGGCCAGAUCCGCGGGGCCGUCGACGACAGCGACUGAACCUUGGAGAGGAACUGGAAUUCCCAAAGCCGGCAUCGGCGCCUGCCUGCGGGGCUUUUCUUUGGUUUUUAAUUCUCUGCUCUCCCAAGUGUUUUUCCAUUCGAUCUCUUGCCGGGUUCGGCCGGCAGUCGGAUCCCGCCGACCCAUCUAUGUCCGAUUAAAAUUCUGCGUCGCUUUGAUUGCGAGAGAGACGGCCCAGAAUUGAUCCUGGCGAUUUCGCGGGCUCUGGGCUGCCAUGGUGAGGACUAGCUUCUUAACUUUCCUUUUAGGGGGAGGUCAGUGGCAGUGCCAAAGACCCCCGAAGUUCAGUCCCUGGCGCUGCCAGCCAGUAUUCAGGCAUAUGGUCUCAGUGAUGGGCAGCUUCCCACUUUCCCCUUCAUAUCAGCUGAAGAGGAAUGGAAUCUUCCUUUCCCCUUUUUAAAGGAAAGGAAAGCACUAGGGAUUGGGGCAGAGGCACACUCUUGGACGCAGAAGGUCCCAUAUUUUAAACCUUGACAGCUCAACGCAGGCGUGGGUGAGAGGCACGCUGUCUGACAGAGCUGUUGCCAGCCCGUGUCGAGAAAUGCUGAGCUGGGAGGAAUCUUAAUAUAGUGUAGUUUCCUUCCUUCUCGGGCAGAGGCAGUGGGGCUGAGUGGUGGUAGCACCUCCUGCCGUUUUGUUGCCGGUGGGUCCCAAUAAUAAUAAUAAUAAUAAUAAUAAUUUAUUAUUUAUAUCCGGCUGGGUUUCCCCAGCCACUCUGGGCGGCUCCCAACAGAAUGAAAAGCGCAACAAAACAUCAAACAUUAACAGCUUCCCUAAACAGGGCUGCCUUCAGAUGUCUUCUAAAAGUCAGAUAGUUGUUUAUUUCCUUGACAUUUGAAGGGAGGGCGUUCCACAGGGAUGGCGCCACCACCGAGAAGGCCUCUGCCUGGUUCCCUGUAAGCUCACUUCUCGCAGGGAGGGAACCGCCAGACGGCCCUCGAGAGAUGGACCCCGGUGUCCGGGCUGAACGAUAGGGGUGGAGACGCUCCUUCAGGGAUACUGGGCCAUUUAGGGCUUUCAAGGUCAGCACCAACACUUUGAAUUGUGCUCGGAAACGUCCUGGGAGCCGAUGCAGGUCUUUCAGGACUAUAUGGUCUCGGCGGCUGCUCCCAGUCCCCAGUCUGGCUGCCACAUUCUGCAUUAGUUGCCGUUUCCGGGUCACCUUCCAAGGUAGCCCCAUGUAGAGCGCAUGGCAGUAGUCCAAGCGGGAGAGAACCAGAGCAUGCACCACUCUGGCCAGACAGGGUACCCUUGAUAGGGUAGGAACCCUCGCUGCCUCACCGGGACUUGAACCCAGAGCUCCAGCGUCCAAAUCUUAACUUCCUUUCUGCUACAUUUCCAGCGUCUUUGUACAGGGCAGGUUCUGUUGUUUCCUGGCUAAGGAGGUGGCCCUGAUCCAUGCGUGUAGCAUCAGUCGGGGUGCCUCACCCUCACAUCUCGAGAGACCCCUGGGACCCAGCGAUCUCUCUCUCUCGUUUGGUUGCUGCAUGGUCACAACGGGCUCAUAUAUGUAUAUGUGUAUAAUUUAUAUACGAUCCAGAAAGAGGAAUAAAUCGUUUCGUCUCCGUCCUUUUGCGAAUGUUAAGUCCAGUGCUGGAUUUACGUAUAAGAUAAGCAAUUCAUAGCUUAGGGCCCCACUCUCUUGGGGGCCCCCAAAAAAAUUUAAAGGGGGGGAAACUGGAUGUACAUUUCCAAAAUAUAAGAUAAAAAGCAAAUAAAAUAAAACCUACAUAGAGCAAGAGUGUUUUGUGUUGUGUAGGCUCCUAUGAUGUAAGUCAUGGGCCCC
Podarcis lilfordi (Lilford's wall lizard) is the source of this 13453-nucleotide messenger RNA. Lineage: Eukaryota; Metazoa; Chordata; Lepidosauria; Squamata; Lacertidae. The record is from the annotation of a GenBank genome assembly.